AAACAGAGUGCUGAAGAUGGCGGAGGUUUAACGGAGGCUUAAGAAACUGCUGCACUUAUUGAAAUACAUUGGAACGGUGGCGUGGUGUGUUUGAUGCAGACCAUCCGACGCUCCUUGUUCAACAAGAGCCUUUGAAGAAAGAAAAAAAAAGUCAGUCACAUUUAGGAUGUGAAGCUAACAGAAGUUCAUGUCACCAUUCUACACAACUGCAGUGGUGCUGAUAUGUGUUGAAGAUGAGCAGCGUGGGAGAGAAUGCUUUGGAGCCCCUGUGCUCAGACCGGAAACGCAAGCUUUCCACAUGUGACACACCAGGACUUGGGUGUGACAAGAAGAGGAGGGAGCAGGAGAGCAAGUACAUUGAGGAGCUGGCCGAGCUGAUUUCGGCCAACCUGAGCGACAUCGACAGCUUCAAUGUGAAGCCCGACAAGUGUGCCAUCCUCAAGGAGACCGUGCGACAGAUCCGCCUCAUCAAAGAACAAGGCAAGAGCUCGUGUGGGGAUGACGACGUUCAGAAGGCGGAUGUAUCAUCCACGGGGCAGGGCGUCAUCGAUAAGGACCAUCUGGGGCCACUGCUCUUACAGGCCCUUGACGGCUUCCUGUUUGUAGUGAACCGCGAGGGCAGCAUCGUGUUUGUGUCGGACAACGUGACCCAGUACCUGCAGUACAAGCAGGAGGAGCUGAUCAACACCAGUGUCUAUCACAUUCUGCAUGAGGAUGACCGCCAGGAACUGCACAAAAACCUGCCCAAGGGCAAUGGUCCCAGCGGUCCGUCGUGGGGUCCAGGGGACGCCUCGCGGCAAAAGAGCCACACGUUUAACUGUCGCAUGCUGGUGAAGUUUGGCCAGGGCUCGUCUGAGGAGGGCAGUGGAGGCCAGCGCUAUGAGACCAUGCAGUGCUUUGCCCUCACACAGCCCCGAGCCAUGAUGGAGGAAGGAGAAGACCUGCAGUCGUGUAUGAUCUGUGUUGCUCGACGGGUGAGCGCAGUGGAGUGGACCGAGCGCUUCAUCACUCGUCAUGAGCUGUCAGGUAAGCUGGUGGAGAUUGUGGACCAGGCUUCCCUCCACUCCACCAUGCGUCCAGGCUGGGAGGACCUGGUGCGACGCUGCAUGCAGAUGUUCCUCCACCGCAGCGAGGGCCAGCCGUGGUCAUACAAGCGCCACUACCAGGAAGCCUUCCUCCAUGGCCGGGCUGAGACCCCACCGUACCACUUCUCGCUCUCGGACGGCACGCCAGUCACCGCUCAGACCCGGAGCGAGCUCUGCCGGAACCACGGCACCAACGAGCAACCCACCUUCCUCUCCACACACCUGUUGCAGAGGGAGCAGAAUGGGUAUCGGCCCAACCAAGGAGGGGUGAUGAGGCCGCAGGGCAUGGGCAAUGCCCACCCGAAUGCCCAGAUGAACAUGAUGCCCAAUGGGGCGAUGGGUAUGGGUCCCCACAGGGGCUAUGGGAUGAAUGAGCAGAGGCACAUGGGACCCAGGGGUGGCCCCAUGUACGGUGUGGGGAACCGGAUGAAUCAGAUGAAUUCAAUGGGUCAGAUGAAUCAGAUGAAUCAGAUGAACCAGAUGAAUCAGAUGAAUCAAAUGAAUCAGAUGAAUCAAAUGAAUCAGAUGGGACAGAUGAAUUCUAUGAACCCAAUGGGCCAGAUGAAUCAAAUGAAUCAGAUGAACCAGAUGAACCCAAUGGGUCAGAUGAAUUCAGGCGGUCAGAUGAAUUCAGGCGGUCAGAUGAAUCACAUGAAUCACCCGGGCAUGCAGCAGCCUCAGUUCCAUUAUGGGAUGGGCAUGACGAGCCCGUUGCACGGCAGCCCUGGCAUGAAUGCCCCUCAGCAGAACAUCAUGGGCUCCCCACGGGUCAGGGGCAGUCCCAAAAUGGGAUCCAGUCCUUUCUCUCCUGGAGGACUGCAUUCUCCUAUGGGGUCAGUGAGCGGUGGUUCAGGCGGAGGCUCAGGAGGUGGCAGCUUCUCCAGCAGCUCUCUGAACGCCCUGCAGGCCAUCAGUGAAGGCGUGGGCUCCUCCUCGCUGCCCUCCACGCUCUCCUCGCCGGCCCACAAGCCCGACUCGUCCCCCAGCAUGAACAACCCUGGUGGCCCGCACGGUCCACAUGGCCCGCAUGGUCCGCACGGCCCGCACGGCCACGCCCAUGGCCAGAACCCCAACCAGAACGGGCCCUGCAAGCCGGCGCCGCCACAGUCCGACUCGAAGAGCCCGGCUGCCGCGCAUGGUGGUAACGCGUCCGAGCAGCCGGCGCAUCAGCACACUUCGCCACCAGAGGGCACCGUGAAGGCUGAGGGUCAGCAGUCCUGCAAAGAGAGCUGUGGUGGAGGAGGAGGAGGAGGAGCAGAGCCCAACCGCAGAGUCCCUGACAAGGCAAACCACAAGAAGCUCCUCCAGCUCCUCACCUCCCCCACCGAUGACCUGAGUUUGGGAGGCGCAGGAGGAGGAGGAGGAGGUGGUGGAGGUGGCGGUGGUGGAAUGGGUGGCCCUGGAGGUCCUGGAGGCCCGUCCCAGUCCUCUCAGUCUGGCCGAGCGUCCACACCCAUGGGCAUGGAGGCGAAGGAGUCGGCGGGCAUGACCAGCCCGACCUCGACUGGCGUCUCCUCCUCGUCGUCGGCAACUUCCUCCGCCUCUGGCGCCAUGCAGUGUCCCCACCAGGGCUCUGGGGGCGUCUCGUCCACGGCGGGCCUGGGCGGCCCCGGCAACCACUCCACCCACUCCCUGCAGGAGAAGCACCGCAUCCUCCACAAGCUGCUGCAGAACGGCAACACCCCAGACGACGUGGCCCGCAUCACGGCCGAGGCCACCGGCAAGGUCCCCCUGGAGGUGGCCGCCGCAGCGGCGGCAGCGGCAGCAGCAGCGGCAGCUGAGGCCCAGAGAGGAGGAGCGGCCGGAGGAGCAGAGGUGAAGCAGGAGCAGCACAGCCCCAAGAAGGAGAAGACCCACGCGCUCCUCCACUACCUCCUCAACAAGGACGACUCCAAAGAGCGGCCAGGGGCCCUGGACAGCAAGCCCAAGCCAGAGGAGCUGGAUGGUGGUGGGGGCUCGGGAGCGGGAGCGGGAGCGGCACCUGGAGCUGGCAUCUCCUCCACCAACACCGCGGGCAUGGAGGGCAAAGUCAAGAUGGAACAACCAGAUGAGCUGGACAGCCUGGAGUCUAUCCUUGGAGGCUUCCGGAGCUCUGCUGGAGGGAUGUUCAGGGAUCAUGGCAACGCAGGAGGACCAGAUGGAGCCAACAAGCAGGGCAACGGACCUAACAACAGUGCCCAUGACAGGGACGCCUUGUGUGGGGGCCCAGCGCAGCGGACCCCCUUCCAGAGGGCGAUGUCCGUGGACAGCAAGCCCCCAGUUGGCAUCGGGGGAACCGGCCGCAGGAGCGCUCCAUGUCCUGGCCUGAUCAAGCAGGAGAGUGCAGACAGUGCACUGAGCAUGGGUGGCAUGAACAGAGGCAUGGGAAUGCCUCAGCAGCAGCCCAUGGUGGGCCCAGGCGACUGGGGCAUGCAGAGGUCGAGUGCCAGUCCCAUAGGCCCAGCAGGGCAUCCAAACAUGGGCCACCACCCUAAAGGCAUGAUGGGAGGGCCCAUGGUGAACCGGUCCAACAGCCUGCCGGCCCCCCGCUCCAUUCUACAACAGCAGCUCAUGGAAAUGGGUCCUAAUGAUGUCCACAUGGGCAUGAACGCCUUCAGAGGACAGGGUCAUCCGUCCCAGUCGCCCUCCUGGCCUGAGAGAGGCAUGGGGAUGGACAGACCACCGACCAAUAACAGGCAACAGUUUGGUAAUCCUCUGGACGAGCUGCUGGUUCCCCCUUCCACCAGCCAGGGUCAGAACGACGAGCGUGCCCUCCUGGACCAGCUGGACUCGUUGCUCAAAAACACAGAUGUCAUCGCACUCGAGGAGAUCGACCGCGCACUAGGCAUCCCUGACCUAGUCAGCCAGGGUCACGGAGAUCAGCAGCAGCAGCCGCCACAGCAGCGCCAGCCCCAUCCGCCCCAUCCGCCCGAGUCCUUCUCCGGCCCAGAGCCCCCCAUGGGGAUGGAGGCCAAGCCCAUGUACAGCCAGGGCUACCCAGGGCCUCCCUCCGGCAUGGGGCCCAUGCAGGCCGGCUACGGGCCCGGCGGUGGUCCCAGCGGUCCUGGUGGUCCCAUGCCAGGCCAGUCUGGUGGGGGCUUCAACCCCAUGAUGAACCAGAUGGGCCAGCAGGGAGGCUUCCCCGGUAUGGGCCCCAUGGGGGGCAUGGGAGGGCCCCCGCGCGCCAACAUGAUGCACCCACGCAUGAUGAGUGCCACCAAGCCGCUCCGCAUGCAGCUGCAGCAGAGGCUACAGGGACAGCAGUUCAUGAACCAGAACAGACAGGCCAUGGCCAUGAAGAUGGAGGGAGGCCCUGGGGCCAACCCAGCGCUGAGGCCGGGCAUGCAGCCAGCAAUGGGAGGACAGCCUGGCUUCCUGAACGCUCAGAUGAUGGCCCAGCGCAAUCGGGAAAUGGUCACUCUCCAGAUGCGCAGGCAGAGGAUGAUGAUGCUCAUGCAGCAGCAGCAACAACAACAACAGCAGCAGCAACAGCAGCAGGGAGGACCGGCCACAGGCUUCAGCCCGCCGCCCAACGUCACUGCCCCCGCUGGCAUGGACAACCCCAUGGCUGGCCCCCCCAUGAGCCAGCCUGGCCAGCAGCCCUUCCCGUACGGAGGGAACUACGGAAUGAGCCAGCAGGGUGACCCCUCGUUUGCGGGCACGGCUGGCAGCCCUCCCAACAGCAUGAUGUCAGCACGCAUGGGAGGACCUCAGAAUCCCAUGAUGCAACAGCACCCACAGGGCGGUCCCAUGUACCAGUCAGCUGACAUGAAGGGCUGGGGACAGGGAGGCAUGCCCAUGAACAACUCAUACCCUCAACAGCAGCAGUUUCAGCAGCCCGACACCGGGGGGCAAUAUGGAGGCAUGAUGAUGAACGGAGCCAUGCAGGGCCAAGCCAACGGAGCAGGCGGCCCGCCGCAAAUGGGCCCGAUGGGCCAGAUGGGGAUGAACUCCAUGGGCAUGGGACGCAUGCCUAUGGGCCCUGACCAGAAAUAUUGCUGAAGUUGUGAUGGCCAGCAGCAGGGCACCCCACCUCCACCAGGCCUGGGCACCGCUGCCUCAUCGGCCGAGCUCUGGGUCUGUCUCAUGACCAGCCUUUCGAGGGAAGCCUCUGCAACUCUUUUCAUCACAGUUCUAUGUGAGAAACAGUACCAUGAACACACGCACGCGCACACACACAUGCAUGUGUUUGUGUGGGUAAGGGUGUGUGUGUGUACUUGCUUUAGUCAUGGGCAGGAGUGUUUCCCCAAUCAGAAGACUGCUGGAGUCCGACGUGCCGCAUAAGCUCACAGAUUGACAUGCAGUGUUCUGCAACGUGACAGCGGGGUGGUGGUCAUCUUUCGCUCUGGAUGGGUCAUGGGGCAUGGUACAACUGGCUAUGGUUGCACUUUAUCGGACAUUUACCGCAAGGCUGGUUUGUAAAAGAAUUGUUGCAAUAUUUCUUAGUCCUUGUUUUUUUUCCUAGCCUUACAGGAUGAUUUGGUGUGUGUGUGUAGCGCCGGGUUUUUAAGACAUACAACUCUCACUCUCCAGCUCUCUUUCUCUUUCUUUCUUUCUUUCUUUCUUUCUCUCUGUCUUUCUCUCUGUUGAGCCUCAUCCUAAACCAUUGGGAGCUGUAAGCACAGGUAACUAACUAAAUAUUAUGCAGAUGCAAGCAAUAAAAAUCCUGUCUCUGAGUUUCUGACUGAAACUGUAAGGCGAAGCAUCAUGGACUCAAGGCAGAAAGGUACUGCAGUAUUAGACAUCAAAUGUUUGUCAUCUCUCCUCCUAAGUAAGAAUUGUAAAUAUGCUACAAAAUGUAUCAUACAAAAUGUUAUUAUUUUGUUCUAUCUUUUCUUUUUCUGUUUUUUUUUUGUUUCACAGAUUAUAGGGCUCUGGCAAAACCUCUCCCUCCACUUUGUUUAUUUUAGGCCAAUGCUGUAUUGAUUUGGAGUUCUAUUUUCAUUCUUAUUUGGGAGAAAGAGUGAGAGAGCGAGCCAUGUUUUUUCCCCUUUCCUUUUAGAUAAGGCACUUUUCUUUCAUGUACUUUUAAGUGUGUUCUCUCUUCUGAGCUGAGGAUGGCUACUGUAUAUGACGACCUCAUGCUAAGGACAUUUGUUAAGAUGGGGAACUCUUGGGAGAGAUCGGAGGGAGGCCAGUUUCCCACUAUAUGAAAGCUACGGAGGGAGCCCAGUUUCCCACUAUAUUAAAGCUACGUAGCAAACGUGUGGGUGUGUAGACAAGUUUGCGUGUUAGUUUGUCUGUACAAAAUUCUGUGCGUGUGUGUGUGUGUGUGUGUGUGUGUGUGUAGGAUGUAUAUGGUGCUGCAGGCUUGUGUUCUGGGACAAUACCCAAGCUUUGAGUUCUCAGCCAGAUUUGGUGGCUCUGGCUCGUGGCGCUGAUGAACGUCUGCUUGUGAACGCGUACCUGUCUGAGGCUCCAGCCUUCCCCUCCUCCUCCUCCUCCUCCUUCCGAGCCCUCAUAGGACCACCACAGUGCUAGAGACACAAGGCCAGACAGUCUUUGUUCGUCUCCCCCCCCCCCUUUCCCUCUCUCUCUCUCUCCCCUUCUCUCUCUCUUUCUGCAGUUCAGAGCCAUUUAUGUGUUUGGGGGAUCCUCAACUGGGAAGUUAGAUUUUCUUUCAGUUACAGUACCAAUAUUACCAAUAUAGAAGACUACCCAUAUCAUAUAAGCUGAAAGAAUGAGAUUUUCUCCGUCUCCCCACCCCCCACACACCCACACAAUCAUCCUCACUCUCCUUAGCUAUUCCUGAAAAUAAAAUAUAGCUAUAUAUAUUUUCUUUUCUUUCUUUUUUUUUGCUAAUGAGUCUUUGUAAGAAUCUACCUGCAAGAAAACCAUGCGCAAUCCAAAGAUCUUUUUUCAAUACUUUGAAAAACUUAUGACAUUGACUGUAAUUUGUACCUAGGUGCUUGUGUGUAUGAGUGUUUGGGUACACAUCAGAUGAAUAUAUUGCUUUCAUUUUAUGAUUUUGUACCGUAUAUGGUUUGUAUACACUUGUGUAACUGUGUGGCCAGUGGCUCAUCUAUGAGCAGAGUGUGUUUGGAAUGGGACAUCUUAAAAUGUUAAACGCUGAGAUUUUGAACCAUUUUACAAGCUCAGCAGGGUGUGAGGAGAGAGUUGGGAGUGAAAACUCUUCAAACAUAUCAGUUAAUUUACUCAGAUCUUUUUUGUUUUUCUUUUCUUCUUUCAGGAAACAUUGUUUUGUGUCUUUAUCUUAAUUGCUUGAAUGAGUAUGAUGAAGUAUAUUUUACAAUGAGAAAUCUGGAUCACAUACUUUCUCUACCGUUUUUACCGUCAUUCUGGAAAGGAAGUGUUCAUUAACUUAAGUAGAUAUGAUGAGAAAAUAUGCUGUCAUUUUACAUGAUAUGAAUUACAAUGCCCUUUUUUCUGUCUCUUGAUGUUCAUAUUGAUGUAAAUACAAAUUUCUAUUUAA
This is a messenger RNA of Alosa sapidissima (American shad), 7497 nucleotides long. It is a transcript of the gene ncoa3, whose product is annotated as nuclear receptor coactivator 3. The transcript has 24 exons. Lineage: Eukaryota; Metazoa; Chordata; Actinopteri; Clupeiformes; Clupeidae. Bases 234 to 5066 code for a protein of 1610 amino acids. The record is from RefSeq and is a predicted model, not a curated record. Gene Ontology annotation, biological process: positive regulation of transcription by RNA polymerase II; cellular response to hormone stimulus. Gene Ontology annotation, cellular component: nucleus. Gene Ontology annotation, molecular function: protein dimerization activity; nuclear receptor binding.